Molecule: messenger RNA, 2061 nt
Organism: Drosophila obscura
Lineage: Eukaryota; Metazoa; Arthropoda; Insecta; Diptera; Drosophilidae
Product: sodium-independent sulfate anion transporter
Exons: 7
Coding region: 220-2016 (598 amino acids)
Biological process (GO): transmembrane transport
Cellular component (GO): membrane
Molecular function (GO): sulfate transmembrane transporter activity
Source: RefSeq, a predicted model, not a curated record
CGCUAGACCAUUCGCUAGACCACGCUUGUGCGAAACGGUUCGGUUCGGCCCCCACCUACAUGCAGGAAAUUUAUCAAGUGCACUCUCACUUGAAGAGCGGUUCGCCUCCUCUGCCUCUGCCCUGCCACAUGUAACAAGUGGCCGCUAAUUAAAAUCAUCUAACGAAACGUGUAAAAUAUAAUUCACAACUCCCAACCCUCGCGACUCCCGAUUGUCAGCAUGUGCGAUACUGAAGAUCCAAAUCUCUAUCGGGAACGCCUGCCAAAUGUGUGCGAGGCCAUGGGCACAAGGGCACGAAGCUGCUGCAGCCUGCGAACCGUGCGCAAACUGCUGCCCGUCACAGAUUGGCUGCCAAAGUAUCAGCUGAACUUUCUACCGAUGGACAUUGUGGCGGGUCUGACGGUGGGCCUCACGGCUGUGCCUCAAGCCAUAGCCUAUGGGGUGGUUGCCAAUCUCCCUCCCGCCUAUGGCCUCUACUCGGCGUUCAUGGGCGGCUUCGUCUACAUAUUGCUGGGCACCUGCAAGGACAUCACAGUGGGCCCCACUGCAAUCAUGGCCCUUAUGGUGCGUCCCUAUGUGGACGGCAACCCGGACUACGCGGUUCUGCUCUGUUUCCUGUCUGGCUGCAUCAUCCUGGUGCUGGGUCUGCUCAAUCUGGGCGUGCUCAUGCGCUUCAUUUCGGUGCCGGUGACCACCGGAUUCACGAUGGCGGCCGCCAUUACCAUCGCCAGUGGGCAAAUCAACAAUCUGUUUGGCAUAUCAGGCAGCUCCACGGGGUUCCUCGACUCGUGGAUACAUUUCUUUGGCCACAUCAAGCACACGCGUCCAAACGAUGCCAUUUUGGGAUGCUGCACAUUAGUCCUGUUGCUGCUCAUGCGGAAAAUCACAGACUUGCCCUUUGGCUACCGCAGUCUGCUGAAGUAUCUCUCGCUCUCACGCAAUGCCGUGGCUGUGUUCGUGGGCAUCCUUCUGUGCUACCUGCUGAGCCGAGGCUCCGCGUCCCUGCCAUUCCUCGUGAGUGGAACCAUUACUUCGGGCCUGCCCCCAUUCAAGGCGCCACCAUUCCACACGCAGGAUCCAACAUCCGGAGACCCCGUCAGCUUUGGUGGCAUGGUCUCGAAUCUUGGCUCCGCAAUGGUGUCCAUUCCCCUGCUGUCUAUACUCGAGAGCGUGGCCGUGGCAAAGGCUUUCUCUAAAGGAAAGAUCGUGAAUGCCUCGCAGGAGAUGAUUGCUCUAGGCAUGAGCAAUGUGCUCAGCAGCUUCUUUCUGUCCAUGCCCAUAACUGGCUCCUUCACGCGGACGGCCAUCAACAAUGCCAGUGGCGUGAAGACCCCACUAGGUGGCGCCGUGACAGGCGCCCUCGUUCUCAUGACCCUCGCCUUUCUCACCUCUACGUUUGCCUACAUACCCAAGGCCACGCUGGCAGCCAUCAUAAUAGCAGCCAUGCUCUUCAUGGUGGAAUAUGAGACCAUAGCGGAGAUCUGGCGGGCCAAGAAGCGUGAUAUGCUGCCCUUCCUGGUUACCGUUCUGUGCUGUUUGUUCUGGACUCUGGAGUUUGGUAUGGUUGUGGGCAUCGUCUUUAAUGCACUCUUCCUGCUGUACAAGAGCAUGAAGCCGCAAUUCCAUUUGGAGACCCAAACGUACAAUGACGUGGAGCUGAGCCUGGCCGAUUUGAAGGGCAGUGUCGACUACUCGGCAGCGGAAUACCUCAAGACUGCCAUUUUAUCCCACGUGACGAGUCGGCAGGGUGCCAUAAUGCUGGUUGUUAUCAAGGGAGACGAGAUCGGAUCGAUUGAUACCACGGUGGCGCUGAACCUCAUUUCGCUGCGGGAGGACCUUGCGCUACUCAACUGCAAUCUCAUUUGCUGGAACUGGAGCGUACCGGCAGCGGGGGUGCUUUGCCGGAUAGACAGCAAGACGCGUAAAAUGCUGAAGUUCUCAAAGAGCUUCCCAGAAUUAAUGGAAGCAUUGGAAAAUGAAGCUGAUGCAACGGUGAAGAUAUCCCAAUUUGAAUAGAUUGAUUAAACAGAGUGAAUACACAAUUCAAUAAAUGUGUGAUAA